Formica exsecta is the source of this 1594-nucleotide messenger RNA. RefSeq lists its product as uncharacterized. The transcript has 3 exons. The record is from RefSeq and is a predicted model, not a curated record. Bases 114 to 1079 code for a protein of 321 amino acids. NCBI's taxonomy places the organism in Eukaryota, Metazoa, Arthropoda, Insecta, Hymenoptera, Formicidae.
CCAUAAUCUUCUGGUACAAUGUAAAUAGACAGUUCACGUCAAGUUCUAAAUAAAGCAAUGAUUCAUGUACAAUACAAAUAUACGUAUUUGCGCCCAGGAAGAAAUGAUAAGCGAUGGCAGUGACAGAGAAUAACGUAGAAUUCGUACGAAAAAUGUUUUUUAAAUUAACUGAAAAUUAUAUCCAACAUGGAGCCACGAUGAAUGAUUUAAAAUCCAUCACUAUGACAAUCGACAAUGCGAAAAGUGUGAAAAAUUGUAGCUUCACGAAGAAAAUAUUGGUGGUGCUAUUCGUGCUCCUCCUAUACUGCUUAUUUAAUAGAUGUCUUAAUACGAAUAUAAUUAAGACAUUUCAAGAAACUCGAUGCCUGCUGCCGAAUAAUUAUCUCGUAUGGGAAUUCACGAGAUCGAUAUCGAAUUGCGAUUAUUGCCGCGACGUUAAAGCACCAUUAAUUCUACCCAACUUGACCAAGGAAGAAUUUCGCUCUUAUUCUUAUUCGUCUCGGCCUAUGAUAAUAAAGGAUGCGGCCCGCAACUGGCCCGCGCGUGACACGUACACCUUGGAAUUCUUUCGGAAUUUAUACGAUCGUGUCGAGGGCGCGUACGAAUCGGUGGAGGAGGAGUGCCAGUUCCUGCGUUUCAAGAGCGACUUCGCAAAUCUUCGCGAGGUGUUCGCAAUGAGCGAAGCGCGAGCGCUGCAUCGGGAGGGCGAAGAUCCCUGGUACGUCGGCUGGAAAAACUGUCAUCCGCGAAUCUUGGAUGCCAUGAAGCGGUUUUACAGCGUACCUCAUUUCCUGCCGGACGACGCGGAAAUUCCGUGCAGCAACUAUAUCUUCAUGGGUUACGAGGAGGGUGCCGUCAUGCACCUGGAUUAUAUAUCGAGACUCAUGUGGCAAGCCCAGAUAAUAGGUAGUAAAACUUGGAGCGUGGCUCCGACGCCGGAAUGCGACAGCGAAUGCACAUCUUUUCAAUUUACCGUCGACGCGGCGGACGUUGUAUUGUUGGAUACGAGGAUUUGGUAUCACAGUACUCGCAUUGAAAAUGGAAAUCUUAGUCUGACAAUCACUUCCGAGUAUGGGUAGACUUGGAGGAAACGAUUUUACACGUCCAUUAUUUUUAGACCAUAUGUAUAUUUAUAUAUAAUGUACAAGCUGCUUGGAUAGGACUCUAAGCAGUUAUUUUUUUUUUUUAUCAUUUCGCAGAUAUAGAGAUUGAAUACGAUAUAUUAAUAUCGCAUCUCGUACCCAGCAUUUCUUUAUUUAAUGCUGCAAUUUUUUGCCAUUUUUCGGUCAUUCGAAUAAGUAAAAUAAUAUUGUAUUGAAGAGAAAGAGAUAUUUGAAUACAUUUUAAAUGAUUAGCUACAUCGAAAAAGUCCAAAAAUAAUAAUAUAGCUUUGUAAUAAACUAUCUAUUGUAAAUAAAUCAGCUCUCCUUCUUUUUCUCUCUAAUUAAUAUGGAAGAAAUAAUUUUGUAUAAAAAUAUAUUUCUCCGAAGAUCGAUAUUGAUCUUCGUUUUUAUAUUCGACUACAAUAUUUGUAGCGUCAUGUUGUCAAUAUCAUACAUUUUUGUAAUUUUUAAUAAAGGAAAGAUUUUGGAAA